GAGAGAGGUCCCAUGCAGCAGGUCUCCAGUCAGGGAGAAGCAGACGAAGCCUGAGGUCAUGCUGCGUGUCCUGCAUCAUUUCCCCGCACCUAGAGGCGACGUGUGACUCCACUGGGCGCCGUCAUGGCCAAAGGAGGCCCCGGGGCCACUUCAGUGUCAGCGCUCUCACGCAGCCGAGGGCGCGACAUCUGGUGUCCAAAUGAGAAGGGACGGCGGUGGAGGACUGCACUCGGACGCACAGCUGUGAAACACUAUGAAGGCAAAAGGUGCAACGCGCGAGGGUCUCUGUGAGCCGCAGUGAGAGUCAUGGAUCACCUUUUCCGGAGGAAGCGGGUCGGUCUGCUGAAGCCCCUGCUGAGCCUGUCUCUGGUCUUCGCCUCUUUUCUCAUGAUCCACAAGCUGAAGCUGGCGGAGAAGGACGGCGCGGGAGUGAAGCACGCCAGGGAUGCCGGCUGGUGCGGCUCAGAGUGCUUCUCAUUCAAGAAAGGAGCCGUGAAGAGCACCUCGGGGAGCUCGGAGGCUCCUGCGCUCAGCGGCGACGCGGACGCGCCGCGCGUCUCCAACGGGACCCCGUCCUCGUGGGACGCACAGGUGCUCAACUGCAGCGAGGACGCGUCGGUGAGGACGCAGGACUGGUUCCGGCGCUUGGACCCGAGGUUUCACCAGUUCGUUCUGCACAGACACUGCAGGUACUUCCCCAUGCUCAUCAACCACCCGGAGAAGUGCGCGGACGGAGAGGUGCACCUCCUCAUGGUGGUCAAGUCCGUCAUCGAGCAGCACGACCGGCGGGAGGCGGUGCGUAAAACCUGGGGCAAGGAGCACACGGCGGACGGGAAGAAAAUCAAAACUUUGUUUCUUUUAGGGAGCCCGACGAGCGGGAAAGACACCAAGAACCUCCAGAAACUGAUCGAGUACGAGGACGUGAUCUACGGGGACAUCCUGCAGUGGGACUUCAUGGACACCUUCUUCAACCUGACCCUGAAGGAGGUCAACUUCCUCAAGUGGUUCGACAUCUACUGCUCCGGCGUGCAGUUCAUCUUCAAGGGAGACGACGACGUGUUCGUGAACACGCACAACCUGCUGGAGCUCAUCGGCUUCAAGGUGGAGGAGCGCAAGGAGGCCGACGUGUUCGUGGGGGACACCAUCUCCAAGGCGAUCCCCAUCCGGAACCGCCAGAGCAAAUACUACAUCCCCAAAGAGCUGUACGACAAGCCGUACCCCCCUUACGUCGGAGGUGGGGGGUUUCUGAUGUCCUCCCAGCUGGCCAGGAGGCUCUUCGUGGUCUCGGAGGACAUGGAGCUGUACCCGAUCGACGACGUGUUUUUGGGGAUGUGCCUGCAGAAGCUCCACCUGUCCCCAGAGCUGCACCCGGGCUUCAGGACCUUCGGCAUCACCAGGCGCCGGGUGAGCCCCAUGAACAGCGAGCCGUGCUUUUAUAAAAACCUCAUCGUGGUGCACAAGCUGAGCGCGCAGGAGCUGCUCAGGAUGUGGAGCGUGGUGCACAACGGGGACCUGGUUUGCGCGCAAAAGACCUCCAUAUGACCGGAUCAAGUCACUGAGGCCGAGCUGACUUCGAGUUGAUCGCACACGAUGGUGCAUGUAGUGAAGGGAGGGCGGGCUUGGACACAUGGAGGACAGUGCAUUUUCAUCCAGACAAUGUGUUUUCACCCAUCCCGUCACUGCUCUGAAACAUGUCUGUAUGCAAAAAAUUAAAGGUGCACUCUAUAGUUUUGGGGAGGAGAUUUUAAAUCAGAGGAGAAAGAUCUUCAUCGACUGAUGAACAAACUUUUUUUCUGUUUGUGACUGAAUAAACAGACCAUAACAACGUUGCUAUUGAAAUUUUUAUUCUCCAAAACUACACAAUGGCCCUUUAAAAUGGGCCCCACGCUCAUGUGAACAGGUUGGGUCUCCUCUCCACUAGUCCUACAGUGCUUUGAUUUUUUUUUUUUUUUUUCAUUUUGUGAAACCACUACCACGAGUCCCCUGGAAGGUUUCUGUGCUUCUUUUACUCUUUAGUGCCAUUUCAAACUCCAUUGAUGUAAAUCUGAGAACCAGUGUUCAUGUAAAAACAAACAAACAAACAAACAAACAAACAAAAAAACACAGUUGUAAUGGUUCCAGUGUGUGUUUGUGCAGGUGUAAAUGAGACUUGACUUGUUCCAUUCAGGUGUUCCUCUGGAGCUGCUGAUCCCGAUCGUAAAAUUGCGCGAUUGCAGGAUUUCAGCGUGACUUGUCAAAGUGGACUCCGAGAAAACAGAUGGCUGUGUGAUUCUGACCUUGUAAAAAAUCAAGCGAUAUCAUUUUUUUUUCAAAGUUAAUAUAUUGUUUUAUUUCACCUUAUAUUGUAUUUUUUAAAAGAGUUAAUUCAUUUGUGUAUGAUUUUCCGCAGAGGC
Messenger RNA from Acanthopagrus latus (yellowfin seabream), 2393 nucleotides. It is a transcript of the gene b3gnt7l, whose product is annotated as UDP-GlcNAc:betaGal beta-1,3-N-acetylglucosaminyltransferase 7, like. The transcript has a single exon. Bases 307 to 1542 code for a protein of 411 amino acids. Gene Ontology annotation, cellular component: membrane. Gene Ontology annotation, molecular function: hexosyltransferase activity. NCBI's taxonomy places the organism in Eukaryota, Metazoa, Chordata, Actinopteri, Spariformes, Sparidae. The record is from RefSeq and is a predicted model, not a curated record.